GGUUGUUUGACGUCUGAGAGGAAUCCAGUUUGUUCUGCUGCAGGUCACACACACGCACACACACACACACACACACACACACACACACACACACACACACACACACACACACACACAAAGCACCUCCCUCUCACUGUAAUCUCCCAAAUUGUAAGGAGCUGAGAGAGAAACAUUAGAGGACGAGCAGAGAGGGAGCUCAGACGGAGGAUUCUGUCUGACUCACUGAUCUCGAACCAUGAGGUUCGAGGAGAUCCUGGACGAUGUUGGCGGCUUCUCCAAGUUCCAGUUCCUGGUCCUGUCCAUCCUGUGCCUGCCCCGCGCCAUCCUGCCCCUCCACUAUCUCCUGCACAACUUCAUCUCUGCGACACCUCCUCACCGCUGCGCCCUCGGGAGCCCGGAGGACGGUGACGGGGCGUUGUUGAGCUCCGAACCUGAAGCGCUGGCCCUCAGGAUCCCCCCUCAGGACAACAGCUCCUUCAGCUCCUGCAGAGUCUACGACCCGCCGCUGACCUUUAACCUCGGCCCAGGAAACGUGACAGCACGUUGUACCCACGGCUGGAUCUAUGACAAAUCACAGUUCAGCUCCACGACGGCCACCGAGUGGGAUCUAGUGUGUGACGACAAACAGCUGAAUCAAGCUCUCGCUACAUAUUUCUUCCUCGGUGUCAUGUUUGGAUCCAUUCUGUUCGGACACCUUUGUGACAAAUUUGGUCGUAAGUCAAUGCUCCUGGUGUCUUUAAUCAUCUCCACCAUGCUGGGAGUCAUCUCGGCCUUCUCCACCUCCUACGCCAUGUUCGCCGUCUGCAGGGCGCUCAGCGGCAUGGCCCUCAGCGGGAUGUCCAUCAUCAGCUUGAUUCUAGGUAUCGAGUGGACGGACGUGAAACACCGGACCUUCAGCGGUACCGUCGUGAGUUUGUCGUGGAGCGUGGGGAACAUGCUCCUGGCCCUUCUGGCCUACUUCAUUCGAGACUGGAGAGUCCUGAUGCUGGCGGUAACGGCGCCAUGCGUCGCUGCCAUCAUCUCCUGGUGGUGGCUGCCGGAGUCGGCCUGCUGGCUGCUGGCCAACGGCAGAGCCAAGGAAGCCAAGAAGUAUCUGGUUCAGUGCGCUAAAAUGAACCAGAAGAACGAAUACACAUCCAGACUGCACACUGAGGCUCUGGGGAAGGUGAUGGUGGCUGAGGUGGCCAAGAAGAACCACUCCUACCUGGAUCUGGUCAAAACACCCCAGCUGAGGAAGAUCACCCUCUGCUCCGGAUUGUUCUGGUUUGCUGUUGCCUUCCUGUACUACGGAAUCAGCUUCAAGAUCUCAGGUUUUGGCAUCAGUAUCUACCUCACGCAGUUCAUCUAUGGCGCCAUCGAAGUUCCCGGCAAAAUCCUGACCUUCUUCGUCCUGGACUGGAUCGGCCGGCGGAACAGCCAGGCGGGGUUUCUGAUCAUAACGGGAGCCCUGAUAGGAAUAAACACGGCCAUACCUUUAGAGUACUCAGUGCUUCGUAUGUGCAUCGCUGUGGUGGCGAAGGGUUUCUCAGAGGCGGCGUUCACCACAGCGUUUCUUUACUCAGCUGAACUCUACCCAACCAUCCUCAGGCAGCGUGGUUUAGGCUACAACUUGUUUGUCUGUCGGGCCGGAUGUUCCCUGGCUCCGAUGAUCAUGCUGCUGGAGGACGUCUGGCCUCCUCUGCCGCCGCUGAUCUUCGCAGGGACGGGGAUCGUCAGCGGUAGCUUGGUCUUCAUGCUCCCAGAGACGCUCAACGUCAGUCUGCCUGAAAACAUCUUUGAUGUCGAGGAGGGAAGACACAGGCAGAGUGAUGCAAACGGAGAGCUGAAGGAAAUAAACUCACAACAGCAUCACAGGACAACUGAUGAGCUGUGAACAACAUGCGGCGAUGGGAUGAAUCCUUGUUGCAGUCUGAUGGAUGGAUGGAUGGAUGGAUAGAUGGAUGGUUCGGUCCGUUUUCAUCUUCAUUUUGACCUCAAAUGUAUGUUAGAAUAGAAGUGUAUUGUGUCAAAACAGAGCGAGAACAGAGGCUAAAGACUUGUCUUAAAAGCUUCAACUGAUGAUGAUGUUCAGCUGUCAAUCAAGACUGUAAGUAUUGAGCUUCAGUCAGGUGAUACUUGACUGUGUUACAGGUGAUGAAUUAUCUGCAUCACCUGACACUUGUACAACAUCUACUCAUAGCAAAUUAAGACUAUGGAAAUAAAGUGUUUUGUGUGUA
This is a messenger RNA of Sebastes umbrosus (honeycomb rockfish), 2216 nucleotides long. It is a transcript of the gene slc22a7a, whose product is annotated as solute carrier family 22 member 7a. Gene Ontology annotation, cellular component: membrane. Gene Ontology annotation, molecular function: transmembrane transporter activity. Bases 236 to 1873 code for a protein of 545 amino acids. The transcript is spliced from 10 exons. Gene Ontology annotation, biological process: transmembrane transport. NCBI's taxonomy places the organism in Eukaryota, Metazoa, Chordata, Actinopteri, Perciformes, Sebastidae. The record is from RefSeq and is a predicted model, not a curated record.